Molecule: messenger RNA, 1733 nt
Organism: Papilio xuthus (Asian swallowtail)
Lineage: Eukaryota; Metazoa; Arthropoda; Insecta; Lepidoptera; Papilionidae
Gene: lmgB
Product: lemming B
Exons: 3
Coding region: 166-1707 (513 amino acids)
Source: RefSeq, a predicted model, not a curated record
UUACUUUAGUCGGGUUCACAUCAGUCAGUCGCGCGCCGCGGUCGGAACGGACGUGCCACACGCCAGCGCUCGCUCGUGCCGUGACAGACGCGUAGUGCCGUGCUCGCGCUCAUUAUACUAUAGUGUCCGUGUUAUAGUAUUGUACGAGUGAAGGCUCGUUUCAGCAUGCUUAUGGUACAAACCAACGCGCAGCCCAUGAAGACUAACAAAAUCAAAGGGCCACCUCCUGUCCCGCCCCGGCCCAGCCAGAGCUUGGUGGCCGAAGCUCUGGCCAAGACGAGAAAGGCCGUUACCGAGUCCAAAUCCAGCCUCUCCAAAUCCCGAGCUUCAUCCAAACAGGACUUGAACAAUUCCAAAAAAGCCAAAACAUUGGAUAGAACUUAUGCAGCGAGUCAACAGAUCGUGUCGCCGAAGCAAAAUGGUCUCGCCCGAGUCAAGUCCUUCAUCAGAGAUGUGAUCAGUGAUCGCAGCUCGUCCUCAGAUGAAAAGAAAUCUAGCGGCCAGAACUCUAGACGAAGUUCCAGUGAUAGCAAUUGUAUUCAGGGACCGACAUCCGUGAAGAGGUCGAAUGAAUCGUUGAAUUCUAAGGCAGUGAAAACUUGCAGACAAAUUUUAGUGCGAUCUCUUUCAACUUCGAACAAGUUAGAUCAAGAUUCCAAAUCCAAAGUUUCUAAGUCUUCUAGUUUUGCAGAGAAAACGUUGCCUUUGAGGAAAGCACCACCGCCGCCACUGUCACCUAAACCUAAGUUAAAACCAAUGAAACCUUUACCUGUAAAUAAAGCUGCACCAAACCAACAUAAACAAAAGAAAGAAUUGACGGAAGUUAGUCCGUAUUCCUUACCAAUAGACGCCAAAGCCGAAUCGAAUAUAGUUCCGGAAGCGCCGUAUGCAACAGUCGAUGAAGUUCAAGAAUUCGACGACAGAUUAAGAAAUAGCCCGUCGAGACAAAAUGAUUCGUUUGAUACUCAACAUGUUUAUAAGGAUUCUUCAGUGGAGGAUCCGAAUAAAAAUAACAAUUCUCUCGAACGUAAAACGUCUCGUGUUACCGAAAUGCUUAUAUCGGAAAUACUGGCAAGCAGAAACAAUAAUACGGACGAAGCGAACACAGUGAUAGACAAGGGUAAAGAUUCUUCUAUACUGUGUAACGGGAACGAUUCUCCUGAGAUCACAAAGGACAUGAACAAUCAUGAAAUGUUGAUAUACGAACUGCAGACGAUGCGGUCACAGUCUAACGUCCCUGAUGCUCUGGAGGCGGAUCCGAGCGAGGAGUGCGAAUCGGACUCGGAGCCCAACUACGCCAUGUGUUCAGUGACCAGUGAACAGACGGACGAUAUUUACGAACAGGCAUAUGCUUAUAUUGCUGAUGAUGAUCUCAAAUCCAGGCUCCGUAAGCAGUUCCGCGCGAUUAGUACGAUGUCGUUGUCGGGGCUGCCACCGCUGCCCAAAAGUCUGAGCGGGUUCGCGGACGUCGAGCCGGAUAUGUGCGAAUCCCCUACACACACUGAAGAUCCGCCUCCACAGGACCUUGACUCGCAGCUCACUUAUCUCAAGAAGGAAAUGGCCAGUCUACGUCAGUUGGACCUCUGCCUUCUAUCAGAGCUGUGGUCCCUAAGCGAAGCCAUGGCAGCCUGGCGAAGACAGCUGGAACGUGCGCCGCGUCUCCGCCCCGCGCCGCCGCCGCCGCCCCCGCACUACCUGCGCACCUAACUACCAAUAAAUUAUUGAACAAAUUA